GAUGUCGCAGGUCUGGCAGCAACAGUUCCAGGAACUGCUCAGCCCUUCUUUCUCUUCCACCAGCUUACGUAUGCGUCAAACAGCGAGCAUAGCACUGUGAACAUGCCUCUCGCCAGAGACCUCCUCCAUCCUUCAAUUGAACUUGAGAGAAGACAACAUAAAAAGAAAAGACUCGUCCAGAGUCCUAACUCCUACUUCAUGGACGUGAAGUGCCCAGGCUGCUAUAAGAUCACCACAGUGUUCAGCCAUGCUCAGACGGUGGUACUCUGUGUGGGAUGCGCAACAGUGUUGUGCCAGUCAAGCGGAGGAAAGGCCAGACUGACUGAGGGUUGCUCUUUCAGAAGGAAGCAACACUAAAAAGGGACUGUACACUUAAUCAUGUCUGUAAUUAAGCCGUGCUGUUGAUGAAUCCCUUGUUUUUACAUCGAUUACAAUACAGUUGUGCAUUCACUAAUGGCAGGUUCUGUCACUGUACAGAUGUCCAACUUUUAUGUAUGAUGAAUUUAUAAUCUAGCAUAGCAAACAUUUUUAAAAUGUAAGAUGAUUCAAAAUAAAAUCUCAUUUAGGCAAUAAAGAAAUCCGUUCUAAAACUUGAA
Molecule: messenger RNA, 596 nt
Organism: Anarrhichthys ocellatus (wolf-eel)
Lineage: Eukaryota; Metazoa; Chordata; Actinopteri; Perciformes; Anarhichadidae
Gene: rps27l
Product: ribosomal protein S27 like
Exons: 4
Coding region: 103-357 (84 amino acids)
Biological process (GO): translation
Cellular component (GO): ribosome
Molecular function (GO): structural constituent of ribosome
Source: RefSeq, a predicted model, not a curated record